UAUCACCGCGCCAAUAUGGCCGUGCGGCAUCGGCUGUCUGCAACGCGACUGUGAAAGCGGGCUGUCCGGGGGUACCCACCGAGGCAGUUCCAGGGAAAUAUGUCGGACUACCUGAGGUCCGCGCUCGGGUACCUAAACGGCGGCACCGGCGGCAACGAGUACGUCGGCCAGACAUUGGACAUCAACAAUGUAAAGCUGAGGGUGACGCGACUGAUCGCCGAGGGUGGAUGGGCAGUGGUGUUUGCAGUGGAAGAUGUUGCUACGGGAAAAGAAUACGCGCUCAAGAGACUUAUUGCUGCCGACGAAGAUGCAAACAGAGCCAUUAUACAGGAGAUAGAAACGUUCAAGAGACUGUCGGGCCAUCCAAACAUUGUGCAAUUUCUGUACGCUCAACGACUGGAGCGGGAAGAGCGCAAGGGUUACGAAUACCUGGUCGUCACCGAGCUAUGUCCCGGCGGCACGGUGGCAGAUAUACUCAGAAAUGUGUCUGCGAACACACUGACUCUCGCCCAGGUGUGCAAGAUAGCCUAUCAAGCGGCGAGAGCGGUGCAUCAUAUGCACAGCCAGCAGCCGGAACCUUUCGUGCAUCGCGACAUCAAGCUAGAGAACUUUUUGCUCGGAAGGGACGGCCUCGUAAAAUUGUGCGACUUCGGUAGCACUACGACGCAACAGAUAUUACCGGAUGCAUCAUGGAACGCUCAGAAACGCGCCACUCUAGAGGAUCAAAUGGCCAAGUAUACGACCCCCAUGUACCGUGCCCCGGAAAUUAUGGAUACCUGGAAUAACGAACCUAUAGGACCACCUGUGGACUGCUGGGCUUUAGGAUGUAUAUUGUAUGCCUUAAUUACAUUGCGGCAUCCUUUUCCCGAAGGUAACAAGCUGGCGAUCGUGAACGGCAAAUAUCCACCGUUACCGCCGAAUCCGCGAUAUGCGUGUAUGCACGAUCUAGUGAAGGGAUGCUUGCAAAUUUCACCUAUUCAGAGGCUGACGACGGCGCAGCUUUUGGAACGUCUGGCAGCGAUCGCCGAGUCGAACGACUUCGAUCUUAGAGAGCCGCCGCGAAUCGAAGUCGCGAUCAAGCCAUCACCGCCCCCGCGUCCGACGCCCCCGCCGCCGCCGCCGCAGUCGAACACGCCGCCACCGCCCCCUCGUCCCACGCCCCCGCCGGUAGCGAUGCCGCCGCCGAGACCGGCGCCCGUGCAGACGGCGGUAUCCAAAAUUCCGGCAACUCAGGGUACAGCGGGUCUCUUCAACUCGCUGAGGGGCGGAGCCGGCAGUAUUCUGCGCAACCUGAAAGACACCUCUAGUAAAGUGAUGCACACCGUUCAGCAGAGUAUGGCAAGAACAGAGCUAGACGCAAGCUAUUUAACAUCACGCAUACUCAUCAUGCCGUAUCCCGCUGAUGGAAUCGAAUCCGCGUAUCGGGCCAAUCACGUGGAGGAUGUGAGAGCCUUCCUCCAAGCCAGGCAUCCACCGCCAGCCAAAAUUCAGCUCUACAAUCUGUCUCGCGGCCGGCCGAAUGUCGCGAGGCUGCCCGGCAGACACAUCGAUUGCUCAUUCGCCUACGCCACUGCGGAAUCAAACGCGCCCAUGCUGUUCGCCCUGUAUCAAAUCUGUCAAGAUAUCUAUCAGUAUUUGAAUGCUGAUUUCAAUCAUGUGGUCGUGCUAUAUUGUUCUGACGGAUAUCGGGGGAGUGCCACGGUGGCGUGCACCUUGCUGAUCCACUGCAGAGCUCUGUCCACCACCGAUGAGGCGAUCGCCCUGUUUACAACGAGACGUUGCCAGCCGCCACAUCUGCAGCCCUCGGAACUGCGCAGUAUUAAUUAUAUGAGCAUGCUGAGUGGCGGCCGACCUCCGCACACGAAGCCGCUGGUCCUCCGUUCCGUUGUUAUACAGCCAGUGCCGUUGUUCACCAGAGCGAAGGACGGCUGCCGGCCCUACAUAGAGAUUUACAGCAACGGUGCGCUAGUCUUUACGACAAAGAAGGCCAACUACGAGGAAAUGAAGCUGUUCGGAAUGAUGGAAGGCAAGGUCUGCCUUGUGCUAGGAGACGCGGCUGUGCGCGGAGACGUCACGAUAGUGAUAUAUCACGCCAGGCAACAGCUAGGCCGCGUGAUCGGAAUCAAGAUUGCUUCGUUGCACUUUCACACCGGCUACGUACCUCUCACCGAAAGCGCCUUGACAUUCGAGAAGCGCGAUCUGGACGACGCGCCCGAGAUAGGCGGCAAGUUCCGCAUCGUGCUGAACGUCAUGAUAGGCGAGGAGAACUCGAAGCUGUCGAGGGUACCGUUGCCAUGGGAAGCGGAAACAUGCGUCCAGCCUAUACCGGAUCCGUUGUUCGCUUCGACGUUGGAGAUGGAGGAGACCUUGGAAAACUUUAGAACCGCUCCUCGCCACGAGGAGACUCACAAAACACCAUCGAACGAAAACGAGACUGUUGUACAACAAGAAACAAUACCUCAACAACCGGAAGAUCUAACAGAUGAGGAAACAGAUAAACAGAACGAAGAGAGCAACUUUCAGGAGGCUGAUUUACUGAAUCUCGGCAUGCCGGAGAACACCAGUAAUACCUCAAAUACUCCCGCUCCUGCGGCAUCAAAUGCAGGAUUAGAUAUCUUCUCUAGUUCUAGUCAGAACGAAAGCGAUCUCUUAGGCGGCUUCGGCGCAUCGCAGACCGAGGCUGCCAACUCGAUACCUUUAAUUAAUAAUAGUGCCUCGGCUGACUUACUGUUCGGGCACGACAAUUCUGCGAGGAGUAGCAACACAGUCAACAACAACAAUAUGAACAUGAGCGAUUUGUUGUUUGGACAAAGUCAAACGACAUCGAGUAACGUCAACGACUUCCUUCUCGACCCGCUAGGUGGAAAUUCCGCGUCCAAUCUUCUCGGUGGCCUCGCGACGGGUUCCGCCGCGAAGCCAAGCACCGUCAAGAGCUCAAUUUCCGAAGAGAACUUUCCGCGAAACGCCAGUGUGCCGAACUUCGCCGCCCAGGCGACCAAGGAUCCGUUCGCCAAUCUGGCCGGAUCGUUGGGCACCGGUCUCACGGGCAGCUGGAACGGCACGCCGAAGAACUCCAACACCCCACAAUCAGCGAGCCCGGCACCCGCAAGCACACCGAUCCACUCCAGUCCGAGCACGAUGCACAAGUCCAACACGAUGGUUAACGAUCCCAGUGCGAACGGCAAUACUUCGGACGCGUUCAGCGGUAAAGCGAAGGAAAAAACGAGCGGAGACGCGUUCGAGGAUCUAUUGGGCAGUCAAGGUUACAAUUUCUUCAGCUCGCGCAAGGCCGACAAGGAUAGUCCGAAAACAAUAAAUCAGAUGCGAAAGGUGGAAGCGGCCAAAACGAUGGACCCCGACAGGAUGAAGAUAGCCGAGUGGACGGAGGGCAAGAAAGGGAAUUUGCGGGCUCUGCUCUGCUCGUUGCAUACAGUUCUAUGGCCGGAGGCUGAAAGGUGGCAGCGUUGCGAAAUGCAUCAAUUGGUCACGGCCGCGGAUGUCAAGAAAGCGUAUAGAAAAGCCUGUUUGGCUGUGCAUCCGGACAAGCAAGCAGGCACGGCGAACGAGAAUAUAGCAAAAUUGAUCUUUAUGGAGCUGAACAACGCAUGGAGCACAUUCGAGAACGAUGCGUCGCAGCAGAAUCUAUUUAGCUAAUUUUAAUGACCGUUAUCUGUUAUCGAAAACCUGUCUCUGUAAUUAAUUUAGUUCCUAGCGGAAAGGGAGCUAAGAGGGGAUGGGAGGGGAUCUCGUUAUCCGUGAGAUAACCGCGUAUCUGCAUUCCGACUACGUUAUUUUAGCUGUAGAUAAAAACAAAGCGCAAAAAAGUGGAAAGUAAAAUCUUCAGAGAGAGAGAGAGAGAGAGAAGUCAUUGCGGGAGGUCAGUGAAGAGGAGCUUCGGGAUGUGUCUUCUUAUUGUUUCAACGCCUUGUAAACCUAAUUAAAACACUCCCAAUUACAGCAGUACGGCGUAAAGUAUAUGUAUAUAACGCAAAUGUAAAUUUAAAAAGAAGAUCCCAAAUAUAUGAAGCUAUUUUCUGGCCGAAAAAAACUGUGCUAUCAUA
Molecule: messenger RNA, 4061 nt
Organism: Linepithema humile (Argentine ant)
Lineage: Eukaryota; Metazoa; Arthropoda; Insecta; Hymenoptera; Formicidae
Gene: aux
Product: cyclin-G-associated kinase
Biological process (GO): protein phosphorylation; positive regulation of Notch signaling pathway; regulation of clathrin-dependent endocytosis
Cellular component (GO): cytoplasm
Molecular function (GO): ATP binding; protein serine/threonine kinase activity; AP-2 adaptor complex binding
Source: RefSeq, a predicted model, not a curated record